Molecule: messenger RNA, 1737 nt
Organism: Parasteatoda tepidariorum (common house spider)
Lineage: Eukaryota; Metazoa; Arthropoda; Arachnida; Araneae; Theridiidae
Source: RefSeq, a predicted model, not a curated record
AGGACUCUCUGAGCGAUAAGAUAAUUUCAGCAAAUUGAAAGAAAGACGACAAAAAAUUGCUACAUCACUGAGCCUUGUGUUUCAACAGGCCUUUCUUUUCGAUUUCAGGAAGGUUGCGGUGCAGUUUAUAUAGAAACGGUAAGCGUUGGUGAACACAGAACACAAAAUGGUACGAAACGAGCAAAACGUUAGCUUGCUUGAUGGCUCCAGGGAACAUCAUGGAGCAGCAGAGCCCUUUCUUUUCACUUCAGAAUCAGUGGGUGAAGGGCAUCCAGAUAAACUCUGCGAUCAACUUAGUGAUGCUAUCCUGGAUGCUCAUUUAAAACAAGAUCCUUGUUCCAAAGUCGCCUGUGAGUCUGUUACCAAAGGAGGCAAAGUUUUGGUAUGCGGGGAAAUAACAUCUCGUGCACACGUCGAUUACGAGAAAGUAAUAAGAGAUGUCGUACGACAUGUUGGCUACGAUGAUGCAUCAAAAGGUAAGAAAUAUGCGAAUGAAUUUUACACACUCCUAUGUAUGAAAAAUAUUCGAAUUUAUUCCAUCCUUUCUUUUAACCGAUUUUACAAAUAUAUAUAUGUAUAUAUAAUUUAUUUGUUAGGUUUAGAUUACAAAAACUGUGAGAUCGAAAUAGCAAUCCAUGAACAGCAUGAAGAAAUCGCCAACAUCGUACACGUCGAUAAACACGAAGAUGAUAUUGGAGCAGGGGAUCAGGGUCUAAUGUUCGGGUAUGCCAGUGAUGAAACUGAAGAACUCAUGCCACUCACCAUCAUGCUCGCACACAAACUUAAUUCUAAACUCGGCGAAUUACGAAGAAACGGAACAUUUCCUUGGGCUGGUCCCGAUUCAAAAUCACAAGUGACGUGCGAGUACGUGUUUGAUCAAGGAGCUGCAGUACCUCAACGCGUACACACAGUUGUUGUGUCAACACAGCACACGAACGACAUUACCUUAGAAGAACUUCGAACACAAGUGAUGCAAAGGGUUGUUCUAGAAGUUAUUCCUAAACAUAUGAGGGACGAGCAAACUAUUUAUUACAUAAAUCCAUGCGGAAUAUUCGUCAAUGGAGGACCCAAGGUUGAUGCUGGACUUACUGGGCGAAAAAUAAUUGUGGACACCUACGGAGGGUGGGGAGCCCACGGAGGAGGAGCCUUCUCAGGAAAAGAUCCAACUAAAGUAGACAGAUCUGCAGCAUAUGCUGCAAGAUGGGUCGCCAAAUCUUUGGUAGCAGCGAAACUUUGCCGUCGAUGCCUAGUACAAAUAUCCUAUGCAAUCGGAAUUUCUGAGCCACUAUCGAUCUCUGUAUUUUCUUAUGGAACUUCAGACAAAAGCAGCAAAGAGUUGUUGAAAAUAGUUGAAGACAAUUUUGACUUAAGGCCUGGCAGAAUUAUCAAGGAUCUUAAGCUCUACACGCCAUUUUACCAAAACACCUCCGUCUAUGGACACUUUGGAAGAGAAGAAUUUCCAUGGGAAGUACCCAAGAAAUUGGUCCUAUAGUCUUUGGCAUGCUUGUGACGUCUUUUAAUGUUUAUAUUUUUUAAUUUAAAACAUGUUCCUAUGAAACAUAAAAUGCAUACUAACUGCAUUGCAGUUUAAUUGUAAUAUGCCUUGUUCUUACCUAUAUUACUUUCACUCUGAAUACAUUUUGUACUCAAAAAUAAACCUUCCUUGCACUUCUGUAAAGGAGAUGUACAUCGAUGUAUUGAACAAAAGUGGAAAUAAAUAACUUUUUACAUUUUUAA